GUCUGAAUGACUCUGCAGCGCUGUCACUUGGUCUCUGAGAGUGUUACAUAGGACUUUUAUUUUGGUGUGGUGACAUGACGUCAUAAGGCUGCGCCAUGCUCCUGCAUCUGUGAUUCUGCUGAAGAAAGAGUGUCCAAACACACAGAGAAACUCCUGCUGAAGCGACUGAGAUCCACGUGACACACUAUUAUAAAGAUGGAGUUUAUUAAAGAGGAGAGUGAAGACGUGAAGAUUGAAGAAACAUUCAGAGUCAAACAUGAAGAUACUGAGGAACAAACAGGCCUGAUGGAGCUGAAAGAGGAAAGUCAAGAACUGAAUGAAAUGGAAGAGAAAAAUCAGUAUGAGAAAUGUCAUGAUUUCAUGACUGGAGAACAAUCUAUUAGUUACUCACAGACUCAUAAAACAGACACUAGAAACCUCCAGAUGAGAGUUCACACUAGAGAGAAGCCUCACACCUGCCAACAGUGUGGAAAGAGUUUCAGUCGAAAAGAAAGUUUUGAGACUCACAUGAGAAUUCACACUGGAGAGAAGCCUUUCACCUGUCAACAGUGUGGGAAGUGUUUCAAUCGAAAAGAAAGCCUUAAAGUCCACUUGAAAAUCCAUGCUGGAGUGAAGCCGUUCAUAUGCCCUCAGUGUGGAAAGAGAUUUACACAGAAAAAAAACCUUAAUGCCCACAUAAGAAAUCACACUGGAGAGAAGCCUCACACCUGCAAACUGUGUUCGAAGAGCUUCUCACUACAAGCAAAUCUGAAGACUCACAUGAGAGUUCACACAGGAGAGAAGCCGUUCAUAUGCUCUCAGUGUGGAAAGAGUUUCAGACAGAAAGUAAGCCUUAAUGAUCACAUGAUGAUUCACACAGGAGAGAACUGUUUUAUUUGUGAUCAGUGUGAAAGGAGUUUCACAGACAGUAAUCAUCUUAAGAAUCAUGUAAAAAAUCACACCAUAGUGAAGCCGUUCAUAUGCCGUCAGUGCGAAAAGAGUUUCACAUACAGAGCAAAACUUGAGGAUCACAUGAGAAUCCACACUGGAGAGAAGCCUUUCACCUGCCCUCAUUGUGGAAAGAGCUUCACGCUUAAAGGAAACCUUAAGAUUCAUGUGAGGGUUCACACUGGAGAGAAGCCUUACAAGUGUCUUCAGUGUGAAGAGUGUUUCACAUAUCACACAGAACUGAAAAGGCAUUUGCAAACUCAUUCUGAAAGAAAAUGCCAUUUUCCUCAGUGUGAUAAGAGUCUUGUGGGCAGCUCAGGUGAGCCAAGUUCAGUUCCGGCUCGUGGACCUUCUGCCAUGCUUUCCGAGGAGAUUGACGGCUCGAAAUUUAGCUCAGACCCACAGUUGUUCUCCAUUAUCCCGGCUCAGAUUGAGGAAAUUGGAGUGGUGGAGGGAUGCAGAAUACUACUAAGAGUGUCCAAACACACAGAGAAACUCCUGGUGAAGCGACUGAGAUCCACGUGA
Messenger RNA from Megalobrama amblycephala (Wuchang bream), 1452 nucleotides. RefSeq names its product gastrula zinc finger protein XlCGF28.1-like. Bases 196 to 1452 code for a protein of 418 amino acids. The transcript has 6 exons. Gene Ontology annotation, cellular component: nucleus. Gene Ontology annotation, molecular function: RNA polymerase II transcription regulatory region sequence-specific DNA binding; DNA-binding transcription factor activity, RNA polymerase II-specific. The record is from RefSeq and is a predicted model, not a curated record. Gene Ontology annotation, biological process: regulation of transcription by RNA polymerase II. NCBI's taxonomy places the organism in Eukaryota, Metazoa, Chordata, Actinopteri, Cypriniformes, Xenocyprididae.